This is a messenger RNA of Cercospora beticola, 483 nucleotides long. RefSeq lists its product as uncharacterized. The record is from RefSeq and is a predicted model, not a curated record. NCBI's taxonomy places the organism in Eukaryota, Fungi, Ascomycota, Dothideomycetes, Mycosphaerellales, Mycosphaerellaceae.
AUGGCCGACAGACUCGAAGAACAGAAGAACGCUGUCGGCGAAUGCAUCAAAGCCGAGAUAGCACGAAGUAAGACUGUGAAAACAGUCCUUCAAUCAUCACAAGAAUUCUGGAUUAUCAUCCGCGAUGCUAUGCGCGAGCCACCUUACAACAUAUAUCUGAGCGAAUACCAAUGCCGCGGCCUCUACAAGACUUGCCGUAAGGCCAAAAUGCCUCUGCCCGACGUGAGGCGAUACAUUUCCAAAGCAGUGAAGAGAAACGAGCGAGUGAGGGCAGCGAUUCUGCGGGAGAAAGCUGAGUUGGCGGAGAGUGAAGGAAAAGGAAUGGAGAAAGAAGCCGUUUCGGCUGAAAAUGAGGAGGAUGCUGAGGCUGAGGAUGCCGGCGGUGAUUCGGACAUGGAGGAUUUGGAGAUGGAGAACGACGGCGAAGAUGAGGGUGAGGACCUACGUGCCGUCCAGAUGACCCUGGCAGUGAGGACAAAAUGA